AUGGCGGAACCAGGGGUCAGGCAGCUACACAUUGGGCUGCCGGGGGUUCCUGAUGGGCCCGAUCUCGAUCUUGAUUUGGAGGGGGACAAGACCCGUCCUGCAGAUCGCCAGCAGGGCAGUCCUCCUAAGAAGCACCGGCAGGAAGGAGAGCCGGGGGCGCCGGGAUUGACCAUGGAUGCACUCCGGCAGCUUUUGGCAGAGCAAUCUCACUCGUUGCUGCAGGCGCAGCAGAUGCAAAUGGCUACUUCCUUUCAGGCCUUCGAGGAACGCCAGUCGACUCGUCUGGAUCACAUUGAGACUAAGGUCACAUCGCAGGGGUCCAAGAUGGAUGAGAUGGAGAGCCAGCUCAAGGAGCUGGCGAGCAGGCUCUCGCAGGUGGAAGCGAGGCCGGCGGUGGCCACCACGACUGGCCCGGACAGGAAAACGACUUUGGUCUUCGGUGGUUGGGCAGAAGGGACUCGGAGACAGAUCCUUCUCCAGCAGCUGCAACAGGCCUUGCAAGGGUUGGACCUGUGGGGAUCCUUGGACUCAGCACCCUUCUGUACGGGAGCUCGACGAUCAGUGGCCCUGUGCAAUUUCAGGCGUCGGGCCCAUGAGGGCUCGGAUGAGCCCCGUGGCCGUAUGAUGCAGAUCGUGCAAGCCAUUAACGCCAGUCAGGUUACGAUUACCGGGGCCCCCAAGCCACUUUGGGCUUCCUUCAGCAAGACGCCGGAGGAGCGGGGCAAGGCGGCUGUGGUCUCGGCGGUUCGCAAAGUCCUCCUUCGGCUGCACACGCCACGGAUGAGUGACCUUGACGCUGAAUACAACACUGGCAGGUGUUGGGUAAAGGAUGAUCAGCUGUCUGGCCUUGGCGACCCGCCGUCGGAGGUGCACCAUGCCAGGGUGGUGGACACACGUGCAGGUAAAGCCUGGAUCGACGAAAGGACGUUGGCCAAGUGGGUCGAGACCGACCUGUCCCAGGUUCAGCAGGCAGUCAAGGACGCUGGUCGGAAGGAGAUCGAAAAAGAGGACCUGAUACUGCUACAAGAAGUCCCCAGAGAGAAAGAGGGUUGGAUGUACCAAGAACUUGCAGGCAGAAGGGUUGUAUCGCAUCGGGCAGAGCGUCAGUGGAGAGGGACAGGGCUGUGGUAUGACAGUGGCACGUGGUGUGUUCUUCGUAAACUCUUCACCAACAGGGGCACAUGGUUCAAACUCAAACACCUGGAACGACCCGUGGAAGUUUGGAUUGGUACUGCUCAUUUCUCUCCCGGAGUCCCGGUGUCACAGUACGAGGAAGAGGUGCACAACCAUUUUACACCUCUGCCGCAGAACGCACACAGGGUUGUCUUUCAGGGGGACGUCAACACUCCCUUUGGCUGGUCGGCGCCUUCCUCUGGGGAGAUUGCAGAGGUGGCGAAGGAGGGUAAGGGUAGCAUCCUGCACAAGGUCCUUACGGAGCGUGGGCUCCGUCUUCUCUGCCCCUCGGAAUCUCAGCUCACAGUUCCCACUAGCAGACCCCGGCAAGAGAACAGGGAUGGGCAGUGCAUUGAUGUCAUGGCGGUGAGUCACCUCAGGGUCAAAUACUGGCACAUUCAUGUUGACUCCUAUCUCCAGAUUGGCACCGACCAUGAGCUUUGUGAAGGGUGUCUUGUACUUGAUGCUAAGCGCAACCAUCACAGGCAUGAAACACAGCCGAGAGUUUGGACAGGUCAGCUUCGUCAGAUUUGCGGGAUGGACCAGGGGGUUAUUGAGUCAUUGGCGCGGACCCAUACCAAACCGGCCCCGGGACAGGGGUACAAGGACCCCAGCGAGGUCCGCAAGGCUUUCAGGGAUGCCAAGAGAUCAGGGACGGCGGCCGCGUGGAAGGGUGCACUUAAACUUCGGAAAGACGCCCGGAAGCAUUGGGAGUGGGAGCGGCUACAGCGGGCCAGCCAGGGAGAUUGGAAGGAGCUGCGGGGCCUGAAGCCAUGCAGGCACGCGGGCUGGGAUAUCAGUUUUGCGGAACAGCAAGCAGGGGAUCCACAUGAGGUCGUGCACAGACACUUGGCCGCAGUCUACUCUGGAGCAGGGGUCCCGGAAGAACCACAAGCAUGGACGGGUGAGGUGAGGGCCUUUAGCAUGGAAGAGCUCAGGGUUGGGGUCCAACAUCUCAAGCGAGGGAAAGCAGUUGGUGCUGAUUUGACGUCUACGGAGCUCAUCCACCGGAUCAUGGAGGUAGAGGGUGGGCCCCAGCACCUUCUUGAGUGGUACAACAGGAUUCUGGCUACAGGGAUCAUUCCUCAGCGUUGGAACGAACCUAUCCUCAUUCUGCUCCCCAAGGUACGUGCCCCUAAGGCUGCAAAGGAACUUCGUCCUAUCGCUAUGGGUUCAGCAGUUUCCAAGCUCUUCAGCAGGCUCCUUCUUAACCGCGCGCUUCCCUUGAUCUCGCCGCAGUCCUACGCACAAUGCUCUGGGCCGGGACGACAGACCUCUGAUUUCCUCUACUCCAUUAUCAGGUUGUUUGAACUCACCCGUGAAUGGGGCAACCCGUUGGUGGUUUUCAAACUCGAUUUGGAGAAGGCCUUCGACAGUUUAGAUCGUCAGGUCCUUUUGGAGAAGUUGGAGGCAAAGAUCGGGCAGGGUGCGGAACUGCAUUGUUGGAAAGGGUUACUCCGGGGGACCACGGGCAUUCUGCAGACCCCCUGGGGAUCGUCGAGGGUGCCGAUGGGUCGAGGGAUAAAGCAGGGAGCGGUCGAGAGCCCAGUCAUCUUUGCGUACAUUGCUGAACUUGCACUGCUGGAUGCUGUCUCCUUGCACGGAUGGCGCAAUCUGAAUCCUCUAUUUCCGGAUCUCUCCCCAGAAGAAAUGCUGUAUAUGGACGACGGCAUGUUAUGGAAUGGGUUGACUUCCGUGGUUCAGAGCCGUGCUCAACAACUCUCAGUGGAAUUCUCUAAGUACGGGUUGAAAAUGAAUGCCGCCAAGUGCCAGCUCUACACUACGCCCAAUGUGGAGGGUGAGCACGCCAUCUACCUGAAUGGGGUUCGCAUAGAGGCAGCGUCGCACCUUGAGGUUAUGGGCCUCUCUCUUCGGGUCGGCAUGUCCACCUAUGAAUUGGUGUCUCCGGCCACAACCAGGGCUAGGGCAAAAUUCUGGGAGCUACGCCACAUCUUCAGGGCAAAGGGCAACAUGAAGCAGCGAGCAAGGGUCAUGGAGCGCAUCAUCGGAGGGACGGCGUUAUGGUUCAUAUGCUCGGUUCCCCCUGACAAGGCUACCAUGACGGCGCUUAACUCGGCACAACUCCAGCUAAUGGUUUGGUUGCUCCGCUUUGCAAAGGCUCGGGAUGAAACGUGGGAAGACUUUCGUCAGAGGGCAUUCCGAGGGGCCAGGGCGGCUUUGCAUGCGGCGGGGGUUGAAAGGUGGAGCACGGUGUGGUUGCGCCGGUGGUGGAGCUACGCGGGUGCUGGAGUGGUGCUGGUGAGAUGCAUCGAUCGAGCGACCUCGUGUGACUCUCGCGCCUGCCUAGCGCCCGCUAUGGCACUCCAUAUCUUCAUGUUCUACCUGCUGGCCGGCAUGGCCGAUGCAGCUGGCGACACUCCGAACGGAGACUUGCCAUCCAUGGACUCUCCUAGGGAGCCUUUGACAACGGAGGUCGUGAUGACCACCGACGGCUCGGUCCUUCCACGGAUGUUUGGAAGCCUGAGCCCUUCACCCACUACUCCGGACGAGACAAUGACGAUGUCUGGAGGCAUGCCUGAAUUCAUUGACCCGGCUGCCCUUACAGCUGAUGCCUCCCGUGGCUCUUCAAGCUCGAUGAGCCCACCUCUUGACCUUCCGCGCGAUUCUGCUGAAGAACACCCUGGUCGGCGGGAGCACGACCCCCAGAGGCACCACGGCUACCCGAUCAACCGGAAGACCCAGGUGAUCUGCGAUCCUCCUGCAUGGUUUACGUCGGCCACUGCACGUCUAGAACAGCUGCGGCGGCAAGGCGAAGGACAGGAACCAGUUUGGUUAGCUGUGCUCCGGAGAGUUGAACAUAGAGCGAACCCCCACUACCUCCAAUGGUGUCGCACUUUCCUUCGACCUCUACGGGCUCACUUCAGGUCGCGACUCGAAUGGCAACUGUACACGCGGCCCCUUUCUACCGCUGAGAUCCAAUGGGCCCGAGAUGUCGAGCUUGCCACAGCACAGGACUAUGCAGCUUCGUGCCCUUCGGGUAGAGGACUGGUGAUGCGGGCGAUCCCGCACCUGCCCACGGACGACCGCAUCCUGGCUCAGGUACCACAACCACAACCAACGGAGGCGGACCCCAUGUUCGGCAUCUUCCAAGCAGCUUGGGUUAACACCCGCCGGGGCACUUGGGGCCCCUCGGGGACUAGUGACCCUGAUGCCCAACGGCAACCUGCGGAGGACGAGACUGUGGGCUGUGAGGAAACUACGGAGUUCACUAGCCUGCUCACUUUGAGUAGAGGGGCGCCCUUCAUGUCUCUGCUUCAGGGGGUUCUGGCUGUGGACAGACCGUGGCAGGGUAACAGAGUUCCGUAUUGGUUCGAUGAUAUGGCUGAGAGGGUUGAACUCAUGCUGGACAGGGGGAUGAAGAUGGAGACCUUCAUGGAAGUUUUCGGGGACAGGUUCGCAAUGCACUACGACGGGCGGUUCUGCGAGGAGGUCACCACCACGAGGGAUGAGUUUGAACGACGGCUUCGCAGUUACCGACAGAUUGAAGGAGACCCUGUCAUCGAACGAAUGGGGCGACCUACGGAGGGGGAGAUUGAAGACAUGGCCGGCUGGUGCUUCCAACAGAUCCGAACACGAUGGCUACGGGAAUGUUGCCCCGAAGCCAUGGCCAACAUGGAGCAUGAGGCAAACCUGGCAGCGCAUGGCUUUGUGGGGAUCACCGUGACGGCCGACCGCCAACGACGCGAACAACGAGAAAGGGAUCGGUUGUCUAGGUCGAGGACACCGCAUAGACGAGGCAGGGAAACUUGGCGAAUGGAGACAGGGAACCCCUCGGAUGAUGAGGCUGGCCUUUUCCAACUUCCGGCAGGGGGACAGACUCGCUGGGAGCGCCUCAUCGAGCAAAUGUGGCAGUGGUUUGAAGAAGGGAGGGCAAUUGGUAUGGCUAUCUGCAUGCUUCGAUCUCGGGCUAUGUCGAGGCAGGAAGCCGCAUACCUGGAGUGGGUCUUGCCACCCAUUGCUACAUUGGGGGCUGGUUUCCCCAACUCAUCGGGACAGGAUGAGUCCACCACGCCGCAGAACUUCUACGACUGGGCGCGAGAGAUUGAGGAGCACCUCUACGGGUACUACCAGGCGGCAAUGGAGGGACAGUCUGACGAGGCACAGGGGCGGGUCAACCACACGUCGGGGGAUGACAGUAGCAUGAUGGAGCGGGAUCGCUAUCGCAAUGGUAGACGUCGGAUCAGGGAUUCGAGGACACCAAGGCGCAAUGCUCAAACUCGACAAGGCGGAGGUACAGAUGCAGGGAGAGAAGCCAGACUCACGCGGAUCAGGGAGCGGACGAUCAGGAGGACCAACGUGGCUACGACGACUCCAACAGCUGGGGAGGCAAGUUCCGGCUCAGGUGGAAGAUGCCACGAACCUGCCUCUGGGUCGAGGGACCCUGCUCCAGUUACCUUGGUGGCACGUCCGACUAUUGCUGGCUUCCCCAAUGUGACGCAGCCCAUGAGCUCUGACCAGGCGGUGAACCUAUGGCGGUAUUAUCUCUUUGAUAGGGAGCACUUUGGACCACGUCUUGAAGGCAAUGCUCGGGUCCCCUCGAGCUUCCUCCCGCCACGAAUGCUUCGGGAGAUCAGUGCACAGCAUGAGGCCAUGACGGUCCAAAACAGGUUGGUCUCCACCUGUGCUCUGGUGACAGUCCUUCGAUAUCUGAUGUCGGAGCUGAGCCAGACUUUGGACGUGGCAGAUGCAAUUGCACGAUCCAGGGUGAGUGACACAGUUGAAGUACCGGUCGAAGAAGAGGGUGAUGAUGAUGCCAACCUCCUCGUGCAAACCUUCCUCCUCACUGACGGCAAGGACACUAUGGAGAGCCGUUGGCGCCGAGCAAUUACACGCCUCCACAAGGAGCUCCUGCAACAACCGGGCUCGAUUCAGCGCCUACAUGUUCGUAUGAUUCAACAAGGCAUCCCGCCUCUUGUGGCUGGAGACUCGUGCCAAUGGGUGGCGCAACUGCAAGCGCUGUUGGUGGCGCUUGAAGCGGACCUCGUCGGGAGUCCUGUCGCUGGGGAGGCUGACGCCCACCUGGAUUGGCUUAUGGGAUGGGUGAAUGAAAUUGCUGCGUUUGUCCCGGGCUUCCUCUCGGAACCGACUCCUCUACAGGUUGACUCGCAGAGCACGGCUCCUGGGCCUACUGUUGCAACGGAUGCAGAUGAUGAGCUGCUGCAACUGCUGGAGGACGAGGAUAGUGAGCGACGAUGGCAGGAUCAGCGUGCACGUGAAGAGGCGGAAGAACGUCGCCGACUCCAGGCUCACCGUGAACUAUGUGAACGUGAACUUGCUGAACUACAAGCGGAAGCAGAGGCCUACCGGGCUUGGGAAAAUGCGGAGGUACGGAAGGCAACUGCCUCAUCGAGGCCUUCUCCAUCUAAGCGACGGUGUGUCAUGACGCUGGAGGCAGCAUCGGGAUCGGAAGAGACUCCGACCAUCUUGCACACUCUGUCUGUGGAUGUUCCUCUGACUGGGGAGCCGUUGACCUUGACAAUACGUGCCAGAAUGGAACCGGAGCCGGAGAAUGUCUCGACUGUGGCUGUGGACAGUGCUGCAGAGGGAAGAGACGGAACUCCACCGCAGGCGACGGCGGCAACAUGCUCUUCGCUCCCCAAUUUGUUCCCGGAGCUGGCCUUUCAGGACUACGAGCAGGUCUAUGCACGUUGGCGUCGGGGUGAGAUCACGACGCUAGCGGUGGCCCAGCAAUAUGGCGCAGAGGUAGCAGACCUGGUGCAGACACAGUACGCGGUCGGACAGGCGGAGAACAUGAGCAUGGAACGUGGUGGAGGGUUAGGCUUGCCGCCACUUGAGCCAGUGGACACCAGAGAGCUGUCUCCUGUGAUGGCGCCGGAUCACCCGCGCCCGCAGUUCCCCUUCUUCGAAUCGAUGUACGGCCAAUGGAAGUCUGGACUGCGAACCAGUGAAAAUAUUGCUGCAGCCUUUGGACCGAGGUGGUUGCAACUCUUUGAAAUGUGGCGCCGGGAAGGACUACAAGCCAUUGAACCUCUCCUUGUGGAUGUCCUCCAGCCAGACGACAUGGGGGGCGGAGUUGGAGAUGCAAAUGGGCAGACUCCUGGGAACUCGGGAAUUGCAACGGUUCUGGAUCCAACUCCUUGUGGCUCUGGGCGCAUCUCCUACUCGGUUGUCAAGCAGGUUCAUGCACAAUGGAUGAAAGGGUUGCUCAAGGACGAGACGGUGCAUGAGAUUUAUGGGCCGGACUGGUUGAGACUAUUCCGGAGAAUGAGGGACGAAGGAGUGGACGCCUGCAAAGAGGAGCUCUCGCAGAUGGUCGUAUGGGAUUCCACAGAACCAGAGCCUGAAGUACCAGAAGCUGAAGCCGUGCAGUCAGUGGAAGGCGUUGCGACGAGUACACCAGAGCAGGAGGUCAAGAGCGAAGAAGUGCCAAGGGCUACGUCACCAGCUGAGGGUAAGGGUCAAUAG
This is a messenger RNA of Symbiodinium sp. CCMP2592, 7620 nucleotides long. Lineage: Eukaryota; Dinophyceae; Suessiales; Symbiodiniaceae. The record is from the annotation of a GenBank genome assembly.